CUCCUAGUUCCGCGAUCGCGUUUUCUACCAAUUCGUGAUCAAGAUCAAAGAUCCCGUUGAAUUUGCCCACUUCUGUCUUUUUUCUGCCGUUCCCUGGUUCCAUUUGAUUUUCUCAGAUCGACAUACAUCACAUCCUUGCAAUCAUCAGUCAAUCCUUGCCGACUUGAGAAGCUAAUAUGGAUUUCCAACGCAGCACCGCCGAACUCAAAGAUGACACCGUCAUUGUAGUACUAGGUGCAUCCGGAGAUCUUGCGAAGAAGAAGACUUUCCCCGCGCUCUUCGGCCUCUACCGCAACAAGUUCCUGCCCAAGGGCAUCAAGAUCGUCGGCUAUGCCCGGACAAACAUGGAUCACGAAGAAUACCUGAGACGUGUGCGCUCAUACAUCAAGACUCCCACCAAGGAAAUCGAAGAGCAACUGGAUAGCUUCUGCCAGUUCUGCAGCUACAUCUCCGGCCAGUACGACAAGGAUGACUCGUUCAUCAACCUCAACAAGCACCUCGAGGAGGUGGAGAAGGGCCAGAAGGAGCAGAACAGAAUCUUCUACAUGGCGCUUCCCCCCAGUGUCUUCACCACCGUCUCCGACCAGCUGAAGCGCAACUGCUACCCUAAGAGCGGCGUUGCUCGCAUCAUCGUUGAGAAGCCCUUCGGUAAGGACCUGCAGAGCUCGCGCGACCUCCAGAAGGCCCUCGACCCCAACUGGAAGGAGGAGGAGAUCUUCCGUAUCGACCACUACCUGGGUAAGGAGAUGGUCAAGAACAUCCUCAUCAUGCGCUUCGGAAACGAAUUCUUCAACGCCACCUGGAACCGCCACCACAUCGAUAACGUUCAGAUCACUUUCAAGGAGCCUUUCGGCACUGAGGGUCGUGGCGGUUACUUCGAUGAGUUCGGUAUCAUCCGUGAUGUCAUGCAAAACCACCUGCUGCAGGUCUUGACCCUGCUUGCCAUGGAGCGCCCUAUCUCCUUCUCUGCUGAGGAUAUCCGUGACGAGAAGGUCCGUGUUCUCCGUGCGAUGGACGCCAUUGAGCCCAAGAACGUCAUCAUCGGUCAGUACGGAAAGUCGCUGGACGGCAGCAAGCCUGCCUACAAGGAGGAUGAGACCGUCCCCCAGGACUCUCGUUGCCCCACCUUCUGCGCCAUGGUUGCCUACAUCAAGAACGAGAGAUGGGAUGGUGUUCCUUUCAUCCUGAAGGCCGGAAAAGCCCUGAACGAGCAGAAGACCGAGAUCCGUAUCCAGUUCCGUGACGUCACGUCUGGAAUCUUUAAGGACAUUCCCCGCAACGAGCUCGUUAUCCGUGUCCAGCCCAACGAGUCCGUCUACAUCAAGAUGAACUCCAAGUUGCCCGGUCUGUCCAUGCAGACUGUGGUGACCGAGCUCGACCUCACCUACCGCCGCCGCUUCUCCGACCUCAAGAUCCCCGAGGCCUACGAGUCCCUGAUCCUCGACGCCCUGAAGGGCGACCACUCCAACUUCGUCCGUGACGAUGAAUUGGACGCCAGCUGGAGAAUCUUCACCCCUCUUCUGCACUACCUUGACGACAACAAGGAGAUUAUCCCCAUGGAAUACCCCUACGGAUCCCGUGGACCCGCGGUUCUGGAUGACUUCACGGCCUCUUUCGGCUACAAGUUCAGCGAUGCCGCUGGCUACCAGUGGCCCUUGACCUCUACCCCCAACCGGUUGUAAUUGAUGGCAUAGCCAUCAGGACACGCUGAAGGUGGGAGUGGGGCCUCACGAACGAAGUAAAAUGUCAGACUAAGUUAUGAAAA
Aspergillus fijiensis CBS 313.89 is the source of this 1765-nucleotide messenger RNA. Its product is annotated as glucose-6-phosphate dehydrogenase. Gene Ontology annotation, biological process: pentose-phosphate shunt, oxidative branch; glucose metabolic process. Gene Ontology annotation, cellular component: cytosol. The record is from RefSeq and is a predicted model, not a curated record. The transcript has 8 exons. Gene Ontology annotation, molecular function: glucose-6-phosphate dehydrogenase activity; NADP binding. Bases 177 to 1682 code for a protein of 501 amino acids. NCBI's taxonomy places the organism in Eukaryota, Fungi, Ascomycota, Eurotiomycetes, Eurotiales, Aspergillaceae.